Molecule: messenger RNA, 1703 nt
Organism: Dendroctonus ponderosae (mountain pine beetle)
Lineage: Eukaryota; Metazoa; Arthropoda; Insecta; Coleoptera; Curculionidae
Product: protein GUCD1
Exons: 4
Coding region: 745-1452 (235 amino acids)
Source: RefSeq, a predicted model, not a curated record
UGGGGUUUUUUCAACGCACAGCAGCUAUUCGGAAAAUCUCUGGGCUCAAGCUUUGGCCAAUACAAGGAGUUUUUAAUGAGUCUUAAACAAUUGCCGAAAACUGGCGCAUUUUCCAAUGAUAGGUCGCGGUUGUUUAAGGCAACGCGCUUAGUUAAGAAAUAAUCGUCGCGGUCUACCCUCGUAUACUGGUCAAGGAGAGAAGGACAGAGCUGAUCUUCAUAGGGCCGUCCCGCUCCCACCCGUAAUGCGUGCUUCACUUCAGUCGCUACGAAUCACCUAGUUGCGUUACAGGGGGCGAUUGAUAAGUUUCAAUGAUUUGGUUAAUUUAAAGCGACUAACCAGUCGACCAAUUGUUAACUUGCAACAAUGGGCCUGGUAUCGGGGUUAUCAGAAGAAUAACGUGUGCUUAGCAUGCAAAAUAAUCUCUAUUGUUCCACCGCAGCAAUUGCAAAAGCUCGCUGAUAAAACCUUUGUUUUGUUAUCUGUGUGGAUACUUAAGGCUUGAGAUUAGAUUUCCAUCGGCAUCACAUUGAAGAGCCACUAAUUCCAGCUAAAUGCACCUAAAAUAGAGCAUCAGCGAGAUUCCGUUAUUUAUCUGGCCUAGAAUGAUCUGUCGAUUGAAGAAGUCGUUUUUCUGUGCAGUUUAAGUGGCGAUUGGUUGCGCCAAAGCGUUUAAUGACUUUGAUAUUGAUGAAUUGAGUGUGUCAUCGAUAAAUAGAUGAUUAGUUCGCAAGCGGCGCCGUCAUGAGGAGAGUUGGAGUGAGAAGUGAUGCGCCUCAAAAACACCACAUCGAGCUCCUCCACUAUCGGCAGAAAUCCAACUGGGACUGCGGUGUUUCCUGUGUGCUGAUGGUGCUGCCCAACAAACAUCGCCAACAUUUAACGAAAAACUUGAGCAAAAUAUGCAGGAGCGAGGGAUUCAACAAGAGCACUUGGACCAUAGAUCUUUGCUACCUACUGAAAAAAUACGAGGUUCAGCAUGUGUUCUACACGGUCACCAUUGGCGUGCAUGAGGGCUAUCGAGCAAACAGCUUCUACCACCAGAUAUUAACCAAGGAUGAAAAUCGCGUGAAAGUGAAAUUUCGCGACGCCUCAAAGAACAAGAUUCCGGUCAGGAAGGCCUCAAUCUCGAUCCUCCACAUCAUAGAGCAACUACUCAAUGGCCCGAUCAUCAUCCUCACAAACGCCCGACUACUUUACUGUGAUAUUUGCAAGUCCAACAAGAUAUCGAAUGAACUCAGAAAAUGCCUCCCUUGGCCCACCACUUACCAGGGCCAUUACAUAGUGCUAUGCGGAUAUGAUAUUGAACGACAGAGAGUGUUUUAUCGCAAUCCUUCGUUUGGCGAUCGUAAGUAUGCUUCAAAUGAAGAAGCGCAGCGCGAAGUGCUUAAGAAGGGUGGUUUUUGCAGAUGUAUGUGCCAUGUCGGUGUCCACUUUGGAAGAAGCGCGUAAAAGCUACGGGACUGAUGAGGACGUAAUUUUUAUAUACAAAUAGGGGCACUUUUUAUGCAAAAAUCCUUCUUUACCUGAGAGGCAUGCAAGCAACUUCAGUGAUUUACGCAAUAAGGAACAUUUUAUAUAAUGUAACUCAAGAAAAGACUGAAUCAAAUUCCACGUGUGAAAUGCGGCAUCUAGCAGAUAUAGAAUUUGAUGGGCGCGUGUAAUUGCGUUUAAACUUACUUAAAUAAACUGGGUGAUUCAAA